AUGUUAAAGUUGUUUGGUAUCACAAACGAGCUUUCAAAUGUCUUGCAAAGAAAAGAUCUUAAUAUUGUGAAUGCCAUGGAAUUAGUUGAUGUUGUCAAAGCUCGGUUGGUCACAAUGAGAGAUAGUGGUUGGGAUAAUUUUUUUGCCGAUGUCCAGGAAUUUUGUGUUGCCAAAUGUAUUCCAAUGCCAAAUAUGAAUGAUGAAAUACCGGUUCGGGGUCGGUCAAGGGCAUCAGGGAUGACAAUCACAAAUCUUCAUCAUUACCGUGCAGAGAUUUUUUAUGUAGCUAUUGACAAAAUAUGUGUUGAGAUGGAUCACCGCUUUAGUGAAGAAAGUAACGUUAUUCUUGAUUGCUUCUCAUGUCUUGACCCCAAAAAUUCUUUCUCCAAGUUUGAUGUUGCUAAGCUUGCUCGUCUUGCUGAUAUUUAUCAUGAAGACUUUUCUGAUGAUGAUCGUGGAACAAUAAGGGAUCAACUUGAAACUUUUGUUCUUCAAGUGAAAAGAAAUGCUUCAUUUUCUACUUGUGAAGAUGUUCAAAGUUUAGCUAUGAAGAUGAUUCAAACUGAGAAACAUUUGGCAGACCAUAGAGUUUAUCAAGAGUUUGAUGACACUUCACUUUUUUUUGGGUAUCUGCGAUGGGAGACGUUAAUGGCUAGUCACUUACUUGAGAGGUGUCUGUGCAAGUUUGGAUAUGUCCAUGACAUCCCACGACCAGUCCAUGCUAUUCCAUAUGAUGGCAUUGAUAGAUGGUUUGUUGGUCACAUUUUGGGGUCUUCAUAUGAAUUAGAGACCAUGCAGUGA
Molecule: messenger RNA, 801 nt
Organism: Vicia villosa (hairy vetch)
Lineage: Eukaryota; Viridiplantae; Streptophyta; Magnoliopsida; Fabales; Fabaceae
Exons: 2
Coding region: 1-801 (266 amino acids)
Source: RefSeq, a predicted model, not a curated record